Penicillium chermesinum is the source of this 1107-nucleotide messenger RNA. RefSeq names its product protein HGH1. The record is from RefSeq and is a predicted model, not a curated record. Lineage: Eukaryota; Fungi; Ascomycota; Eurotiomycetes; Eurotiales; Aspergillaceae. The coding region runs from base 1 to 1107 and encodes 368 amino acids. The transcript has 5 exons.
AUGCCCACCGAGCUUGAAGAGUUGGUGGAGUUUCUUCAUCAUGGCAAUAGUCAAAUUCGACAGAUUGCCUGUGAAAACCUCGUCGGGUAUGCCACGUCGCAACCUUCCCUAUUCAAGCGCCAUCAACUGCUUCCCGUGCGAGAUUUGAAGCUCUUAGCUCGAGAUUACACUCCUAUUGCAAAGAAUGCCUUGAAUAUUCUCAUAAACCUCUCAGCCGACGAAGAAAUCCUGAAGCUUCUUGCUGAAGACGAUGCUUUUCUCGAGACGCUCUUAAAAAAGCUCACGAAUGUCAAAGAGCCGAAUGCAGACGAGGUGGCUAUGCUACUUUCGAAUUUGGUUAAGUCGGAACACCUUCACAAGCUGCCAACGAUGAAGCGCAAAGCGCCAGAGACAGUCUCUAGCUCUGAAAACGUCAUCGACCAGCUGAUGGAUUGCUUUGUCAAGGGCGCAGAGGGUGCACUCAACAAGAACGCCAAUUUUGACUACCUAUCAUAUGUUUUCGCCGAUCUAUCACAGUCUGAGAAAGGACGGGCAUACUUCACCACCCGCCAGGAGUAUGACGGCGUCGUGCCGAUCACCAAGCUGACCGUCUUCACUGAACACAAGAGUGAUAUUCGACGUAAAGGCGUGGCAUCUACCAUUAAGAAUGUGGCUUUUGAUGUUACCAGUCAUCCGAUGCUUUUCGCUGAAGACGAGGCAAACCUCCUCCCUUAUCUGCUGCUUCCUCUCGCAGGCCCAGAGGAAUACCGAGAGGAGGAGACUUUGUCGAUGCUGCCUGAUCUUCAGCUCCUACCUCCAGAUAAAGAACGAGACAGCGACCCCACAAUCCUUACGACUCAUCUGGAAACGUUGCUUUUGCUGUCGACAACCCGGGAAGGACGUGAGCAGAUGCGUGCGGUCCAGGUCUACCCGAUUAUCCGAGAGUGCCAUCUCCACGUCGUGGAUGAAACAGUCCAGGAGGCUUGUGAUCGCCUGGUCCAGGUUCUAAUGCGUGACGAGGAAGGCGAAGGGGACAAAACAGAUGCUGAUAUGGCGCAGGCACAAGCUAAGCUUGAGGCACCACUACCGGCAGAAGAUGAAGAUAAAAAGGUCGUGGAGCUGUUCUAG